UCGGGGGGUUCGGACGAACCCCCCCGCUGAAGCAAAUGGUCCGCUUUCAGAACAAACAUUCGAGAUGGGCAGGCCAGAGAAAAGAAAACAGGAACUGAAAAUUGCAUCCAAGAGAUGUCAAUCCCUGGAUAAAUUCUUUAACAAUAAACGACCACGACCAAGAGAAGGGCAAACCCAACAGGCACCACGAGAAGAACGCCCGACUCCUGACGAAAAAAGUAAUCCAUCAGAAUCGCCAUCAGGGUCUGCUAGCGAAGGAUACAAAGAAGAAUCCCAAACCAAGACACCUACUGCAACAAUUAACGAUAUUGGACAUAUCAUUACUGCAACAAUGUCAGUACUAGAUAUUAAAAAAGCAAUUGAAGGACUCUCUGAUGGAGAAAAAUAUACACUAAUCAAACACCAUAGCCAGCCGUCCGAAACAUAUACAUUUCCUAUAAUAUAUGUUGGUGGCUGUAACCGCAGUUUUAAACUCAGCUGGUUGAAGGAAUAUCAAUGGUUAGUUUAUAGCCAAAAACUCGAUGGUGCCUUUUGCAUCAUGUGUUCACUUUUCUGUAUGAAUCGAGAAGGGAAAGGGCAAUUUGUCAAUCGGCCAUUUAUAAAUUGGCAAAAGAAGUCCGAAAAGUGCAAAAGCCACGAAAGCAACGAGUACCACCAAGAGGCAAUGCAAAUUGCAGACACGUUCAUCAAAAGUAUUGAAAAUCCUAAUGCCACUAUUCCAAUUUUGAUGGAAAACAAUAGGUCAAAGAACAUUGACAAAAACCGAGAAAUACUUCGAUGCAUUGCAGAAGCAAUUGUGUAUUGUGGCAAGCAAGGUAUAGCAUUACGUGGGAAGAACGAACACUUGGAGGAUGAGAAAAACAAACCCGGGAAAUUUUCUCUCCUUGAUCAAGGUACUGGCUAG
Messenger RNA from Gigantopelta aegis, 904 nucleotides. Its product is annotated as zinc finger MYM-type protein 1-like. The coding region runs from base 65 to 904 and encodes 279 amino acids. The transcript is spliced from 2 exons. The record is from RefSeq and is a predicted model, not a curated record. NCBI's taxonomy places the organism in Eukaryota, Metazoa, Mollusca, Gastropoda, Neomphalida, Peltospiridae.